Acanthosepion pharaonis is the source of this 636-nucleotide messenger RNA. NCBI's taxonomy places the organism in Eukaryota, Metazoa, Mollusca, Cephalopoda, Sepiida, Sepiidae. The record is from the annotation of a GenBank genome assembly.
AUGCCACCACGUGGUGGUGGACCAUGGCCAAGCACAGUUCGCCGUCAUCUUCGGCGAACGCUUCAUCAGGGCCAUGGCGGCGUAAUGUUCAGCCGCCCGCCCGCACACGAAAUUCCCGGACACUCCCGCCGGGUAAGGCGUUUUAAGGUUGCCAAUGGUCGCCCGGCUUUGCCUGCCGUACAUGAACUUCAAAAACGGGCUGUCAGUGCCGGCCGGAAGGUCGCUACUACAGCACCGCACGUAAUGCCGGCAAAGCCGCGCUUGCCGUGGUGCAGGACGAUUGAGCAAACAUAUUCUCGGAGGAAUUGUACACGGCGCGGGCGGAAGCUGUGUUCGCCCCCUCCGAUGGCCUCGAUCCGGAACAUCUCGAACGUUCGAUGCGCUUCGCGCAAUAAACCAGCCGACCAGCAUCAGCGUGCGUGGACUGUAGGACAUACCGAGCCGCAGGAUCUGGCACUCGGUCCGCCGCCCGUUUGCGUCGCGAUAGGCGAUCCGGACGCUAAACUCCUCCCGCAAGCUGUGCGGAGCAGAUCGAGAUCGAGAUCGACGGCGACCCGCGAGCGAAGCGGAUGCGUCCCCAAGGGCGACGCAUUCGCACGGCGAAGCGACAGAUAUUCGCGUCUAUUGAAUUUAUGA